This is a messenger RNA of Dictyostelium discoideum AX4, 495 nucleotides long. RefSeq names its product thioesterase superfamily protein. The record is from RefSeq and is a predicted model, not a curated record. The coding region runs from base 1 to 495 and encodes 164 amino acids. Gene Ontology annotation, molecular function: fatty acyl-CoA hydrolase activity. The transcript has a single exon. Lineage: Eukaryota; Evosea; Eumycetozoa; Dictyosteliales; Dictyosteliaceae.
AUGACUGGCAAUAACGAUAAUAAUAAUAUUAAUAAAAUCAGUGAUACAUUAAAUGAAAAGAUUCAUAAUGCAUUCAAAGGAGUGUUAGACCAUAAAGGAUUUAGUGUAAAUUUGUUAAAAUUAUUAAAAUUGAAUAAAAUUGGGUAUGGUUUCAUUGAAUUUGAAGUAACAGUAGCUAAAGAACAUACAAAUACACUAGAUGGAUUACAUGGUGGUGCAUCGGCAACUUUAAUGGAUGGAAUUGGAGCAUUUUCUUAUUUAUGUACACAAGAGAAUCAAAAGGAAUUAACUUUUGGUGUUACAGUAAAUAUGAAUAUAAAUUAUAUCACUGGUGCAACAAUUGGUGAUAAAAUUAUUAUUAAAGCUCAAGUUGAAAAAUUAACAAAAACUUUAUGUUUCACUAAAGUUACAAUUGAAAAAGCUGAUGAUUCCUCUUUAAUCUCAACAGCUCAAAUCAUUUAUAAAGUACCACCAAAAUUUUAUUCAAAACUUUAA